Molecule: messenger RNA, 16990 nt
Organism: Lagopus muta (rock ptarmigan)
Lineage: Eukaryota; Metazoa; Chordata; Aves; Galliformes; Phasianidae
Gene: VPS13A
Product: vacuolar protein sorting 13 homolog A
Exons: 70
Coding region: 46-9393 (3115 amino acids)
Biological process (GO): protein targeting to vacuole; autophagy; protein retention in Golgi apparatus
Cellular component (GO): extrinsic component of membrane
Source: RefSeq, a predicted model, not a curated record
UGGGCCGCGCCGGGGCGGAGGCCGGAGGAGCGGCGGGGUCUCAGGAUGGUGUUUGAAUCGCUGGUGGUGGACGUCCUGAACCGCUUCCUCGGAGACUACGUGGUGAACCUAGACAGCUCCCAGCUGAAGUUGGGCAUCUGGGGAGGAGCUGUAGCGCUGAAAAAUCUUGAAAUAAAAGAAAAUGCACUGAGUCAACUGGAUGUGCCAUUUAAAGUUAAAGCAGGACAUAUUGGUCAACUUAACCUACAGAUUCCAUGGCAAAACCUUUAUACUCAACCUGUUGAGGCAGUUCUUGAUGGAGUUUAUUUGCUUAUUGUGCCCACAGCCAGCAUAAAAUAUGAUGCUGAAAAAGAGGCCAAGCAGCUCAUGGAGGCAAGGCAAAGGGAAUUGCAAAGGAUAGAGGAAGCAAAGCAGAAAAUAGCUGAGCAAGAUCAAGUGAAAGAAGAGAAACAAGACACUUUUGUAGAAAAACUAGUCACUCAGGUCAUCAAAAAUCUUCAAGUGAAAAUUUCCAACAUCCACAUUCGCUAUGAGGAUGAUAUCACAAAUCGAAGUAACCCCUUGUCAUUUGGGAUUUCACUUCAGAACCUUAGUUUGCAGACCUCAGACAAGAAUUGGAAUCCAUGUUUACAUGAUGAAUCUGCCAAGUUGUUCUAUAAGCUUGUACGACUGGAUAACCUUUUUGCUUACUGGAAUGUGAAAUCUGAGAUGUUCUAUCAUUAUGGGUAUAAUGAAUCACUGGUUAGCUUGAAACAGGGAGUUGCCUGCCGCAAUGUGAUUCCAGUUGGUUAUGAUUUUGUAUUCCGUCCAAUUUCUGCUGAGGCCAAGCUUCUUAUGAAUCCUCGAUCUGACAUUGACUUCUCAACUCCAAAAAUGGAUCUAGAUAUAAAUAUAAAGGACAUAGCUGUUGAAUUCAAUAAGCCACAGUACUUCAGUGUCAUGGAACUUCUUGAAUCUAUUGAUAUGAUGACUCGAAAUUUGCCGUAUAGGAAGUACAGGCCUGAUGUUCCACUGCACAACAAUGCCAAGAUAUGGUGGAAAUAUGUUAUUUACGGCAUCCUUGAAGUAAAUGUUCAACGUAAGCUCCAAAUGUGGUCAUGGGAACAUAUUCGGCAUCAUAGGAAUCAAGUGAAGAACUACAAGGAGUUGUAUAGAACAAAGAUAAUAUCAAAAAAACCUAAUGAAGAAAUCUUAAAAUCUUUAGAGGAAUUUGAAAAGGUCCUGGAUAUUUUUAACAUCACACUUGCAAGGCAACAAGCAGAAGUUGAGGCCACUAAAUCUGGAUGCAAAAUAUACAAACCAGGAACAAAACAAGAUGAUGAAAAUUCUGGUGGCUGGUUUAGUUGGAUAUGGGGCUGGUCACGGGAAGAUAAGGAUGAACAGAAACAAGAAGUAAAGGCUUCAAGUCUUGAAGGUCUUAUGACGAGUGAAGAGAAAGCUAAACUAUAUGCAGCAAUUGGAUAUAGUGAAACGGCUGUGGACCCAACACUUCCAAAAUCAUAUGAAGCCAUGAAGUUGUCUGUAAAUUUAAAAAGCAUGUCAGCAUCAAUAAGAGAAAACAACCAAACUCCUGAGUUGGUAAAAUUUUCUUUAAAUGAAUUCAGUACAGUAUUUACGCAACGACCUGGUGCACAAGCAAUAAGAUUUGAAACCAAAAUAACUUCACUUGAAGUUACAGGUGUGUGCCAAGAAAACUGUACACCCUGUCUUCUGUCUUCUCGAACAGUCUAUUCAGACAAUAGUACCUCGCUCUUAAGCAUAAUGUUUGAGACUAAUCCUUUGGAUGAGGGGGCAGAUCAGAGGCUUAGAAUAGAAUCACAGCCACUGGAAAUUAUAUACGAUGCAAGAACAAUAAACAGCUUGGUGGAUUUCUUCAGGCCCCCAAAAGAUGUACAUUUAGAGCAACUGACAUCUGCAACUCUGAUGAAGCUUGAAGAGUUUCGUGAAAAAACAUCAACAGGGUUGUUGUAUGUUAUUGAGACCCAGAAAGUUCUUGAUCUCAAAAUUAACCUCAUGGCUUCAUACAUCAUUGUUCCACAAAAGGGAUUCUAUGACUGUACUUCUAAUCUACUUCUUUUGGAUCUUGGUAGUCUUAAGAUGAAAAGCAAAAGUCGUUCCGAUAUAUCAGGACUUAAGGUGGGACAAAGCAGUAUUGAAGAUAUAAUGUCAAGAGCUUAUGACAGUUUUGAUAUCCAACUCACCAGUAUACAACUACUCUACAGCAAACAUGAUGAGAACUGGCAGGAGGCUCGCAAGCUGAAAUACUCAUCUCAACAUAUCUUGCAGCCUCUGGAUGUGAAAGUGGAAUUUGCUAGGGCUAUGGUUGUCACUGAUGCAAGAAUGCCCAAGUUCAAGCUGUCUGGACAGUUGCCUUUACUUUCUGUCCAAAUAUCAGACCAAAAGCUGAAAAGCAUCUUGGAGCUAGUUGAUAGCAUUCCUAAAGCAGAAAGUACUCCUGCUACCAGCUCUCCACCAAAAAUAACUGAGGCUGCAAUAUCGCCUGUGCUUUCUGCACCACAUUUAUCACAGCUUCCUGUUCUGGAUCUUCAUUCAUUUGCAGAGUCAGAAUCAGAAGAAGAAUUUUAUGAUGCUCUAAGCAGUCCUGUGGAAGAUGUGCCAUUUUUUGAAAGUCCAGCUGGAUCCCUCAAACGAGCUAGCAGCACAAGACGAAAAAAACUAAAUAAACAAGAAUCUUUGAAAAAUAUGACUGAACUCCAGCUGAGGUUUGAAGUAGCAGAGGUCUUAAUAAAAUUAUGCCGUCUUACUGACAAUACUGAGACUCCAGUGCUGCAGCUUGAGGUUGUAGGGUUAGGCACUGAACUUAAAUUAAGAACAUUUGACAUGACUGCAAGUGCUUUCCUGCAUGAAAUUUGCCUACUGUGUCCAGAGUAUAUGGAUGAUAAUGAGAAACCAGUUUACUUAGUUACUACUUUGGAUAAUGUAGAAGAUGAUCUUCUCACUCUGGAGUACACAAAGGCUGAUAUUAAUGGACCAGAAUUGAAGACUGCCUAUCAGAACGUUCUACAGAAAAUAAAGGUAAACUUUUCAUCUCUUGAUGUUCAUUUGCAUACUGAGACUCUCUUGAAUGCUGUGAACUAUCUGAAUAGUCUUCUACCCAAACAAGAAACUAAAGUUGCAGAAGAGCCGGUCCACGAAAAAACAGAGGAUAAAAAGGAUGUUCUUAAAAAAUUAACAUCAAAAAAAUCAAAGUACGAAGAUGUUAUCGACCUCAAUAUCUGGGCGGAUUUAUCCUGUUUGCGUGUCUUUAUUAGAGAGAAAAAACACAGAAUAGCUGAAAUUCACAUCGAAGGUCUGGAUAGCCAAGUGAUCAUGAAAAAAACGGCAACAGAAAUAACUGCAAAACUAAAGAACAUUGUUAUUGUGGAUUCUGAUGAGAUGGCACUGUAUAACAAGCCUCUUUAUAUCACAGGAAAGGAAGUCUUUAACUUCAAAAUGAUAUCUUACGUAAAUGCUACAGAUGGUAUUGCAUACACAAAUAUGGAUGUUGUUGACAAUCGUGUUUACUUAACUGUUGGUUGUAUUCAAGUAGUUUUUGUCAACAAAUUCUUUUCUUCUAUUUUGGCUUUUAUAAAUAAUUUUCAAGCUGCCAAGGAAGCUCUUACUGAGGCAACAGUUCAAGCAGCAGAGAAAGCAGCUACAGGUGUGAAAGAGCUAGCAGAGCAUAGUUCUCGUUUGGCACUAGAUAUCAAUAUUAAAGCACCUGUUGUGAUAAUUCCACAAUCAGCAGUUUCUGCAAAUGUCCUGGUGGCUGAUCUUGGUCUAAUCACUGUAAAGAACCGAUUCUUUAUUGCUAAAACAAAGACUCGAUAUAAUCUCCCACCUGUUGUUGACUCUAUGACGGUGAAAUUGAGUGAACUGAAGUUAUACAGGUCAUGCUAUGAGCAGAAUUCUUUGCAAACUGAAGUAGAGCUGCUGCAACCUCUCAAUCUGGAAGUAGCUGUUGAACGAAAUUUAUCUGCUGCAUGGUAUAAUGAGGUUCCUGAUAUUGAAAUAUCUGGACGACUCAAGCCUAUGAAUCUAAUACUGAGUCAGGAGGACAUUACAACAAUACUGAGGACACUUAAUGAAAAUAUUGGUGAAAGCUCAGGUGCAUCACCACCUUCACAAGAACUGAAAGAUACGACCAGUCGCAGUGAUAUCCGCAGUACUUCAGAGCACUCUGCAGGUGUAACUGUUGUGACAUCAGCUGUGGUGGAAUUGCAUUCACCUGUGAAAAUAAAAACAACACUAAAACUGGAUUUCAGAUUCGACUCUUUGACUUUAGUGUUAUAUAAUUCAAAUUCCAAACAGGGUACAAAUUUGGAUCAGAGAGAUGACCUUUUGAAGCUUGCAGAGUUUAAGUUGCUGUUGAUGUCAGCUGCUGUGAAAAUGUUGUCAGAUGGCUCAAUGAAUGCUUCAGUCAAGUUAGCAAACUGUACAUUAGAUGAUGAAAGACAGGCAAUCCACAAGGCUACACCGAGGAUGAUGGAAAUGAAGCACGGAUUUGAAAAGAAAGUUAUGAUGGAUAUAAGCUAUAAGCAGGGGAGAGAUGGCACAGUUCUUGAUGUGAUUGUUCAAGAGAUAUAUCUUUGUGCAAGCAUGGAAUUUCUACUUACAGUUGCAGAUAUAUUCCUAAAAGCUAAUGCAGAAAGUGCUGCUGCACAGAGGAAUCUCAGGCAGUCCUUACCUUUAAAAGAGCAAGCACCUCUGCAGCCUGUUUCUAUGAUGGAAAUGAACAUUAUUGUUAAAAAUCCAGAAAUUGUGUUUGUGGCUGAUUUAACAAGAAGUGAUGCUCCUGCUUUGGUAGUUACAGCACAGUGUGAGGUCUUCAUUAAAAAUAGCCCUGAAAGGUAUAGCAUGACAGCUGCUGUUAAAGAGAUACAAGUGAAAGCGUGCCCAUUUCUUCCAGAAAAAAGGAAAGGGAAUGUAACUACGGUAUUACAGCCUUGUGACUUCUUCUUUGAAAUGAAACAGACUGGUAAUAAUCCACAGUCAGCUGAUCUAAUGAUUAAAUCCCUGACAGUAAAAGUUUCACCAAUAAUCAUAAAUACGGUAAUAACGAUUACCUCCGCCCUUUAUCGAACUGCAGAAACAACAGAAGAAGAGAUUAGUGAAAUUCCUCCGGGCUUGUGGAAUAUGAAAGACUUAAAAGAUCUAAAAUUGUGGUUUCUUGAAGAGUCAAAUGAAAGUGAAGACACAAAUCCAAUCACUGAACUGGUUCCCACAGGGCAGUUGCUGAAAAUGAGUAUAGAAUCUGUUGUUCUUACACUUGAAGCUGGUGUUGGGCACCGAACUGUACCAAUGCUCUUAGCCAAGUCCUCAUUUCUAGGAGAAGUCAAAAACUGGAGUACCCUCAUCAACCUACAUUCUCAGCUUGAGCUAGAGGUGCACUAUUUUAAUGAGAUGUUUGGAGUUUGGGAACCUUUACUUGAGCCACUAGAAAUAGAGAAGACUGACUUAUUUAAACCAUGGAUUCUUGAAAUCAAGAUGAAGAAGAAACCUAAAAAAGCAUUAGUUGAGUCCGAUGCAGAAGAAGAAAACUAUAAAGUUCCAGAAUAUAAAACAGUAAUAAGCGUUUCCUCAAAAGACCAGCUGAAUAUUACAUUAUCCAAAUGUGGACUGCAAAUGUUGAGUAACUUGGGAACGGCAUUUGCUGAAGCAGCUAGUCAAACUUCAGAUAUCUUCAAAAAAGACCGAGCGCCAUUUGUACUAAUUAAUUCUUUGGGACUUGCCAUCACUGUCUUGCCUAGUGAUUCUUUCAGUGUCCUCAAUGUUGAAUUUGGAGCAAAAAUAUUUGAUUUAAAAGAUGGAGAUACUUUAAAUAUGGAAUAUGUCAGAACUAAAAGUGAGAGUGAACAGUUCACAGCAAUGACAACCCUGAGUAGCAAAAGGUUUUAUAUUCAGAUCUGUCCACAUAAUCAUUCUACUGUCGAGAAGAUUCCGCUGACCAAAGUGGGUCGGUGUAUUUACAGAGUAAGACAUGAGGAGUCAGGUGUUGAAAGGUCCAUUGUCUGCCAAAUUGAUACUGUUGAAGGAAGCAAGAUGAUAACUAUUCGUUCUCCUAUCCAGAUAAGGAAUCAUUUUUCAAUCCCUUUCACAAUUUUUGAUGAAGGAAGAUGUCUAGGGACUGCAUCACCAGAGAAUGAAUUCAACAUACCAUUGUCCUCAUACAGAUCAAAACUGAGUUUGCUACCCAUAGCAAAUGAAAAUGGAGUGGAUGGAGAAUAUGAUAUGUGUGAAGGAAUUACUUUUGACGAAAUUAUGAAAAAUGUUGACAGCUUAUUACAAAGGAAAUGCCAGUCUGUGAGGUCGACUAAUCACUCAUUUAUCAUCAAUAUUGUUGCUGUAAAAGACACAUUGACAUCUUCAUUAUGUUCAGAUGAUGAGUGGGAUUUUCCAUAUGUCGUACAUUUAUGGCCUUCUGUUCUUCUCCACAAUCUUCUUCCUUAUCACAUAACUUACUCUGUAGAGGGAAAUGGGAACAAAUAUGACACUCUGCAAGAUGGAUGUUCAGCCCAGAUUCAUAAUGCAGUCUUGGAUCAAACAAAACUAGAGUUAGAGCUGCUUAAUUAUCUUGAUCAAAACUGGAAAAGCGAGUACCAUAUAAAGAGUAACUUACCAGAUAUCAGCUUCACAACAUUUUACUGCAUCACAGAGUUGGAUAAGACUGAGCUGGACAUUGCUGUCCAUGUGACGUACACAACUGGGCAAAUGGUUAUAGCAAUUCACAGCCCAUACUGGAUGGUAAAUAAAACUGGUCGAAUGUUGCAGUACAAAGCUGAUGGCAUUCACCGCAAGCAUCCUCCAGAUUGCAAAAAGCCACUGCUGUUUUCUUUCCAGCCCAAAAACUUCCUCCAAAAUAACAAGGUUCAACUUAUGGUAACGGACAGUGAGCUGUCUGAUCAGUUUUCACUGGACACUGUUGGAAGUCAUGGUUCAGUGAAAUGCAAGAGUCAUAAAAAAGAUUAUCAAGUCGGUGUCACUAUAAACAACAGCAGUUUCAAUAUUACUAGAAUUGUAACUUUCACUCCAUUUUUUAUGAUCUCAAAUAGAAGCAAAUACACUUUGGAAGUAGCUGAAGAAGGCAAGGAAAAGUGGAUACCAAUUGUUUUGCAACAGUGGUGUGAGAAACAAUGGGAAAGGGAACUUAGUGGCAUGUGUAUUCCCUUUUGGCCUGAAAAUGAUGCCAACAAACUGCUUGUUAGAGUUGAAAAUUCAAAUCUCCCACCAAAGAAGAUAAAUUUUGAUAAGCAAGAAAACUGUCUUUUAUUGCAUUUAGACAACAAGCUUGGAGGGAUUACAGUGGAUGUCAACUUGACUGAACAUUCGACAGUGAUUACCUUUUCUGAUUACCAUGAUGGUGCAGCACCAUUUCUGUUAAUAAACCAUACUGAAGAAGAAAUUAUUGAGUAUGGACAAAGUUCCCUCAGAGAAUUAGAAGGCUGUCUUCAGCCAAACAAGGCAGUGUUGUAUACUUGGGCAGACCCAGCUGGCUCUAGAAAAUUGACAUGGAAAUGUGGAAAAAGAACUGAGGAAAUUACACCAAAAGAAGACAAAAUAGAAGUACUCAGCCUGGACUGUAGAAAGGUGGUCUAUUUAGUGUCAUUUUUUGAAGGUCUGCAGCGUAUUGUCCUAAUCACUGAAGACAAGAAUGUAUUUAAAUUGGCUUAUGAAAGUGUACGGGCAGAACUAGCAGAACAAGAAAUUAUUCUGUCUUUACAAGAUGUUGGAAUUUCGUUGGUUAAUAAUUAUACAAGGCAGGAGGUGUCAUACAUAGGAAUUACAAGUUCUGAUGUGGUCUGGGAGACGAAACCCAAAAAGAAGUCUAGAUGGAAACCGUUGAGUGUUAAGCAAACAGAUAAGCUAGAACAAGAAUUCAAAGAAUACAGUGAGCUAACUCCAUCAGAAAAUAAGACUGUCGAACUGGAACCAAAUGUUUUGGUGUGUUUAACUCCUACUGGAAAUGACAUGAAGAUUCAACAACCCAAUGAGAUUCCUAUCAGAAGGAAUUACUUGCCAGCUUUGAAAGUGGAAUACAGCUCAUCAGCACAUCAGAAAUCUUUCAGAAUUCAAAUUUACAGGAUACAAAUUCAAAACCAGAUUCCUGGAGCCAUAUUUCCCUUUGUGUUCUAUCCUAUUAAACCUCCAAAGUCCAUCACCUUGGAUUCAGCACCAAAACCAUUUACUGAUGUCAGUAUUGUUAUGAGAACUGCAGGACAUUCACAAAUAUCUCAUAUUAAAUACUUUAAGGUCCUGAUUCAAGAGAUGGAUCUCAGAUUAGACCUUGGCUUUCUGAAUGCGCUGGUUGAAUUUUUUACACAGACUGAUGUACCGAAUGUCCAACAGCUGGAACUUUUCAAAAAGGAUGUAGAAUCUCUUCAGGAAGAACUGAUGAGUGUGUCAUCCAUGGAUACCUCACAAAUCAGCUUGUAUGAAUACUUCCAUAUCUCUCCAAUUAAGUUACACUUAAGCUUUUCACUCAGUACUGGCGGUGAAGAUAGUAACAAAGAAGAAAGGAAGAGAGAACUGAUACCACUUCAGUCCUUGAAUCUCCUUCUGAAGAGCAUAGGUGCCUCCCUCACAGAUGUGCAAGAUGUUGUCUUUAAGUUGGCAUUCUUUGAACUCAGUUAUCACUUCUGUACUACGCAGCAGCUCCAAUCAGCAGUGACAAAGCAUUACUCAAAACAGGCUAUUAAGCAGAUGUAUGUUCUUAUUCUUGGUCUUGAUGUCUUGGGCAAUCCAUUUGGAUUCAUAAGAGGCUUAUCCGAAGGAGUAGAAGCAUUUUUCUAUGAACCUUAUCAGGGAGCCAUCCAGGGUCCUGAAGAAUUUAUAGAAGGAAUGGCACUAGGACUUAAAGCACUAGUAGGGGGAGCUGUUGGUGGAUUAGCAGGUGCUGCUUCGAGAAUCACUGGUGCUAUGGCAAAAGGUGUUGCUGCAAUAACUAUGGAUGAGGAUUACCAGCAAAAAAGGAGAGAAGCCAUGAAUAAACAGCCCACUGGUCUGAGAGAGGGUAUCACUCGUGGAGGAAAAGGAUUAGUUUCCGGUUUUGUCAGUGGCAUAACCGGAAUAGUUACAAAACCAAUAAGAGGAGCUCAGAAAGAAGGAGCAGCUGGUUUUUUCAAAGGUGUUGGAAAAGGAUUGGUGGGAGCAGUAGCUAGGCCUACUGGAGGAAUCAUAGACAUGGCAAGCAGCACAUUUCAGGGUAUCAAAAAAGUUGCAGAUUCAUCAGAAGAUGUGGUAAGCCUACGCCCACCUCGCUUCUUUGGUGAAGAUGGUGUUAUUAGACCUUACAGAUUAAGAGAUGGAACCGGAAGUCAAAUGUUACAGAAAAGACAGGCCUACAGGGAAUGGACUAAGACUCACAAUAGCAGUGAUGAUGAUGAUGACAGUUAGGAUAAUAUGUACUGUAAUAGAUACAAGUGGCCUUUGUCUUAUUCUUUUGAUCAUUCAGUAUUAAAUGUUGUUGCUACAAUUCCCACUGAGCAAUCAGGGUUGACUGAUACUAACUUCCUUCUAAAACUGUGAGGGGGAAAGAAAAAAAGUGGGGGGACAGGAGGAAACUUAAAUAAAGUGUAUGAUGAUGAGUGCUACGCAAAUUGCAUAUAUAAAUAUAUAUUAAAAAAUCUAUGUCUAGAAAUUUUUAUUGUUAUAUAUAACCAGAUAUUAGGUGAAAAUCAUGCUGAAAGUUAUAAUUAUGUGGUAAUAUCACUACUUAGCUUUUAUUUCCACGUGUUUCUACAAUAUGUAUUUAAUAUUUUUGUGUUCUUAUUUACAACUUGGUAGAGGAUCAUAAAUAUGCUUAGUAAUACUUCAUUGAGUUGUACAGUCAGUAUUGUAUAGUCAGUAUUAUAAUACUGUUUGGUUAAAAUUCUAUUUAUUUCAUAUUUCAAAACUAUUUUGUCUGCUUUCCUUCUGAACAAUAAACACAUCUAAACUAUUCUAAAACGGAUUCAUCUGCUCUGUUCCAGCAUCACAGUUUAUGUUUCCGGAAACUAGAUUAUGACUAAACAGUAGCCACAAAAGUAUUUAAAAACAAAAUGCAUCUACUUUGAAAGUGACAUUUAACUUAUGCUUUUAUACUUCUAUUCAUCAUCUGUUUUACCAUAACUCUUAAGUGCUUAAGUUAUGUGUCAUGUGGAAUCCUGAGAUGUAUGAAAUAUAAAGGUUUGAUUAGUUGUUUUAAACUGUAACCUUAAGUGAUUUGGUUAUAAAUUUAAUGUCUAUGUUCCUUUCAUAGCAACACUAAUAAAAAGUGAAAACCCCUAUGUAAAAUCAGUGAUAGCUUCAGAAAAUGCCUGUAUUUUAUAAGGCUUUGUGCAUAAAAGCAUAAAUAAGAAGAAAGUAGAUGCUUUUGAAUAUUAUUUAGCUAGAUAGAAGAGCACUAAAUAAGAACACCGAACAACUUUGCAUUGUAAAAUUUAAAGAACAGCAUUACUUGUUUCUCUAGAAUUGUUUUAUUUUGAAUUCACUGGAAGGCUUGUCCUUUGUUUUGGUUUUUUUUUUUCUUUUUUUUUGUAUGUGAUUUGUUCAUUUGUUCAAAAUUAUAUUUUUGUGUUGAAUUUUAAAGGUGCCUUGCAAAAGAUAUUUCUGUAACUGUAAUUACCAUAACAAGAAAGAACUCUUCAGCUAAAUCUGAAGAAUUAAAACUGCUCUCAAGCAAAAGAACUUCUAUGAUGAUUUCAAAUUUAUUCAAUGUUGUCUUGUGUUUCACUGUCGUCUUUCAGUUGUCAAAAUUCUGAGGAAAGAAUUAUUAAAACCUUUUAAGUGUGUUUAUUCUGUCUCUGUGCCUUUAAAGGCUGCUGAUUCUUGUGCAGUGGGCCAAGAAACACAUUUACCUGUAAUCUCCUUGAUCCAAGGAGGCAAAACUCUACUUGAGAGCUUUUUUUAUUUUAAGCUACUGAUGCUUAAGAUCACUAUUUAUAUUGUAUAUCUAUUUGGUUGUAAUAGUAGCAUCACAAAGUUAUGAAGAAAUAGAUUAAAGACUGUGUUACUGACUGAAACACUGUCGGAAAGUUUGGGAAUUUUUUAGGUAUCAGUGGAUAUCAGAAAUAUAAAUGCUUGAAGAAUGUUGGAAAUUAUCUUCAGUCUUGAAAAAAACCAUGUCAUGGCAAAAAGUUGAGGACAUUUCUAGGCUCAAAUUUCUGGAAUGGUUACUGAUGCCUUUUAGUAACUUUACUGGAGUUCAGUAACUUAAAUACAUUAUCUAAAGUUUCCUUCUUCCUUCUCAGAUUUUUAGAGCUCUUUCUUCUUAUAUCCUGUAAAAUUAUGUCUUCAUUAGUGAUCUGUCUAACAAAAUAGCACAUGUCAGUUUUAUAACAAAACAUUUUUCUGCAUUUCAGAACACCAUAAAAUUAACAUUUCUGACAGAAGAAACAUCCCUCCCAAAAAAGAACUUGGUUUUUAGAGAUUAUGCACUUCCCAUCUCAAGUUGACCAUUUUAGCUUUUCUAAAUACAGACUACUACAAAUAAAUCAUUACAGAAUGUGAAAAUUAAACUUAGUGUGAAUUGCAAAAUUUAGAAUGCUACUCAAAAAACAAACAAACAAACAAAAAAAACUAGUAAAUCAUGAUUAUAUACUUUUAAUUAUUUUGUUUCCUUCAUAGAGUUUAGUUGUAUUUUUGAAAUAACUACAAAAACUUUAUUUAAAUGAAAGCAAGUGUUUUGUGGAAGUUUUUUUCUGUCUUAAGCAAUGUGUGUAUACACAUACAUAUAUAUAUAUAUUAUAUACAUAUAUAUAUAUAGGGAAAAUACAUAACACAGCAAACGGUAUCACUUAUUAUAUUAGAAUUACAUUUCCCUCUGUUCUGAACUCAUGUCCUUGGGUGGGGGUGGAGUAUUUGCACAUUUCUCCUUUCUUGGAGAUUUCCAAGAGCCACCUGGCCCUGUUUGAGCAGGAGGAUUUGGACCGACCACAGCCAGUUUGUAAUUCUGUGAAUCUGAAUUCCAGUACUGUUAUUGAAGACUCCAAACACAUCUUAGCAUUCAAAGCCCAAUCUGCCAAAAAAGAACAGUCAAGGGGUAGAAGAAAGCGUCAUACUCCUUUAUUCUCUUUCCGUCAUGUCCAUUGGCCUUAAGUUUGCAUCAAAUAAAAAUUUCCAUUUCCUCUAGUAGAUUGGUACCCUAAAACUGAGAUUUUAUUUCUUAAACUUAUAGGCAGAAAUACUUCCCGAGGUUGAAAAUAACUUAUUUUUUCCCUGCAUUGUCCUGAACCUUCCCAGGCAUCUGCCAUCAUGCAAUCCCAUAGUUGAGUAAGACCUGUCAUUUACUUCCUUUCUAGGAAAACCUUUUAAUCUAAAGAGAAACUUUACCCACCUGUGCAUACAAAGCUUAAAUAUAAUCAUGUAAUCAUUACCCAUCCCUAGUCAGAUGAGUUAUACUUAAAUAUAAGUAUAUACUUACAAGCUGCUUGAGACUGAAGCUAAUACUAGUUCUUUACAAAUAACAUGGAAGCUUGUGUGGCUUAUGCUUCAAUCACAAGCUAAAAUAAAACUAUGUGUACGCUUCAUAUACAUAUAUAUAUAUAUAUAUAUAUGCAUAUAUAUAUAUAUGCAGUACAUACGGCGGAAAUUGAAGUGUCCUAAGCGAAGUAUAUACAACCUUGUUGGCUGUCAGAAAACGCAGAGAACUGCAGUCCUUUUCCCUGAUUACCAGGUGAACCAUUCAAGUGCUUCAGAUGCUACAUACUGAAGGACUUGGGUUGUGUUGGCAGAAAGCAUGAAAAACAUUUGGAUGCAGUCAUCAAAGUGAACUCAUAGAUUGGUAUGGUUUCUCUGCUCAGUGCAUGAAAAGAAAUCUCCUGGUCACUUUUUGAUUAGAAUGCUAAGAUAUUCUGUUUACACAGACAAAUUAAAUUUCUGUUGUGAAGGAAACAUUCCUAAAAGAAAGAUACUGUCCUGAUUUGUUGUAUCCUGCCUUAGGGGAAAAUGUUAACCUUGACCAAAGAUUUCUUGUAAGAGAAGCACACUGAGCUCUGGGUUAAUGCUCAGCAUGCCUCAGUGGAAUCUUAAAGUUCACAGGUAAUAGAUCUUGUACAGAAGCCUCAGCUUUGUUGCUUGUUUUUCAGUAGAGAGGCAUUGUAGACAGCAGACAGCUGGAAUGAGAAGAUAAUAGAUUAAUUUUAAUUCUCAUUAAUAAAGGAUGUGGAGAGAAUUCUGCACACAGAGAAAUGAAUGCUUUUAUUCUGUGUUGUCUCGGUUAACAACUUUUCUCCUUUCUUCAGACAAUUAAGCUAAAUCUAACAAAUAACCUAAGUGCUGCUUAGAACUAAUGUAUCUAUGGGGAAUAUUGGAUAUAUAGUCAUAUCAAGGUAGCAUUCUGAAAAUGGUAAUUCUGCAACUUCUGAAGAAGCCAGUUUAUGACGAGCUGAAAGAUGAAGUUGACAUUGAAGUCUCUAGCAAAAAUACAACCAAGCUUUUUUCUCUACUCAAGUGUUUUGUGUAGAAUUAUUUGUAUCUUUAUAUUCUUGUGUAGUUCACAAGAUGCUAUGUUUUGGAUUUGUGAUCAAAAGUGUUGAUGUUUUAGUUCUUCCUGACCUGUACUUGCAGUGUCAAAGAAAGUCUUUGACAAAGUCUUAUCGAUUUCUCAUGUUGUCCCACCAUGAAAUACACAAGAGGCUGUGAGGGAAUGCAGCCAAGACAGCUGACCCAAACUGAUCAAAAAGAGACUGCACAACAUCAUACACUGUGCUCAGGAAUGAAAGCUGGGAGAAAAAAGGGAAAGGGAAUGGGGUAUUAAGGCAACUGCCCUCCCUCUCCCUGGGAUUCCUGUUGCCUUCUCUGGAAUUGUGGCUGGACUCGGUACAGUGAGGGACUGGCAAUCUAAAAACCUAGUAAAAAAUAAAGUUGAUCUGAACAUCAGUAGGAUUGGGUAACAUAUGCAUAACUACUUUUUAAGUAGAAAGGCUUUACAAACUUUUUACAAACUUUGUUCAGUUGAGCAGUUCAAAAAUGAUGUCAGACAUUGCAACUUUUUUUCUCACAUACUGCUACUACGUUUUGCAGAGCUAUAAUAGAAGUGUCAUAGAUUUUAAAUCUUGUUCCCCUGCUUACUUUUUUCUUUUUUCUUCUCAUUUCUAACAUAAUUGAAGGCCUCUGUGCUUCUUUUCCAGUGAAUUAAAGGCAUGUACUGUGGUUUAGAGUCUUUCUGAACUCAGAGAUGCCACUUGUAGACACUGGGCAUAUUUGCAUUCCCCUGCACAGAUGAUCAAAUUUACUACUUACUAGUUUAUUGCAGAGAUAUCUAAUUAUCUGAAUUGCAGGUAAGAAUAAUUUUCUAAAGAGUGCAUUUAUGCUUUUAUUGCUGUGCAUUUUACAGCUGUUCGAGUGCCUUUUUUCAACUGUUUCAUUUAAUUUCAAAGUGGACUCAUGAAUCAGAACAUUCAUAGUAUUCAGUAUUUCUUAAACUGAAGCAUGGAAGUUUUGUUUUAAAAAUCAGGUUUUGAUUCUUAUAGUAGUGCAACUGAUAUUGAACAGGGAUUAACCAAUGUUUUGUAGUUUUGCAUCAUCAAACAGUUGGUACGAGAUAAUUAAUAGCUAGGUACAGUGAAAUUAAAAUUCAUUUAUACAUUUUUAGAGAGAUAAAUUUUAUACCCUUGUAUGCUUCAGUUCUAUCAGCUAUUUGGCAGGCAGAGCAUAGUACUGCUUUUUCUGUGAGAAUUAUCAGCAGUAGAUUGGUCUAUCCUUCUAUAGUAUAUUUCAUGAUGGAUGGGUGCACAUCUAAUAUGAAAAGAGAUCUGCAAAAAAAGAAAAAAGGUAGAAAAUGAACUACCCUAAGUAACCAACCAUGGGCAUUGGUAUAGAUGCAUAUUUUGUAGUUGCACAACACUUGUCCUGUGUUAAUUUCCCAGUUAACAUCUCCUGUCUACAAAACUAUGGAACAUAGAUAUUGUGAAUUUAUGGUCUUUGACUUACAGCUAACAAUAAGUAGUAGUUUAAUCUCAGUUCAGCUAUCUAAAUAGCUUUGUGCACCACAUGCUAACAAUAUUUCAGCGCUGAGAGUCACUGCUUUGUGAAUUUUAGUAGUUUCUAUGGAAUUUUUGGGACGUAUGUAUAAUGACCUUGUAGGAUUUCAACCUCUGUGAUGCUUAAGAACUGCAUUUACAUAAAUCGUAAUUCUCAGUACAUUAUCAGUAAACUGAAUGAGUUACAGUGGAGCAACAUGACUUGUCAAAAAUUGCCUAGCAAGGUAGUGAGAAGUCAAAAAGAGGUAACUUGGUUCUCAUUAGUCCAAGUCAGGACUUAUUCCAAUGCUACAUGAAAAUUAAGGAAGUCCUGUUUUGAUGCGAGAGAAAGACUGGAGAUCCUCUUCAUCAUGAUGAGACUAAAUUUCUAAAUGCUUCUCCUCUGUAACUGCUGUUAGUAGAAGAGAGAUACUGAUCAAGAGACCAGCAAGAGAACUUGCUGGCCAACAUUCAGAAUACGUGCUGCGACUGUUACAAGUUUAAAUGCCACUGCCUCAGUUCAAUUAUCCUUUCUCUUUCUGCAUUGCUGGAAUAACAUAGGAACUGCCUUGUGAGACAAUUUUUUAAUUACUUAGUGGUCCAAGCUUCUACAUCAUAUAAGAUGCAGGAAAAAACUUGAAUCCUUUGGUGACAAAACUAGGCAUACAUAGCCUCACUAAAGAGUUUUCAAACAUCUUUCUAGAAGAGAAAAAAUAAAAUAUAAAUUUCGCAUUUACUAAGCUCUUAAUUCUACAUUUAUUAUGCCAUUCAUUUUUAUGUAUUUUCCCUGACCUUGAUGCUAACACUAAUGAACUUGCGCAGUGACUAAAAAAGGGAGGCACAAAAUCAUGAUCAAUAGUCAUGAUUUUGCAGCCCAGCAUGCAUGGGGAUAGGAAAAUAAUCUCAAUUUUGAUUCGCUGUUCAUGUUCAUUCUGGAAAGAUCUAUUUUGGGAACCUGUUAUUCAAAUGUUCUUGUAUUUCAGUAAUGAAAGAUUCGGCAUCUUUGAGGGAAGGCAUCAUUUUUAGAAAACUAGGCAAGUGGAGUUAUCUGUGUUGUCAGAUUUCCAGUCUUAGUGUAGCCUUAGUUAAGUGCCUUUAAUAUUUGUCAUUGGUAAAGAAUAAUCGUUAAGUGUUCUGGCAUUUUAACUAUUGUGACAGCUAACCUAUGUUUUCAGCGUGCUUACAGUUGGCUGUUUAUUAAAUUAUACUUGUUUAUACUGAUCUAUUUUUACAUCCAAUAUAACAUAUGGAAAGCAGACGAGCAGUUGAGGAUGUUCUUUCUCUCAGACAAGAUGCACUGAUCUUAAUGUGAUCAAUAACCUGAUCAGUACUUGCCUGGAAAGUCAGAACUCUUUUGUUUGCCAAGUUCUGUUAAAAUGGCAGUCUCUGUUUAAAAAAACAAAACCCAAGCCACUAAUCUGCUGUCACUGUGUUGUAAAUUUGUUGCCUAGUAAGGAAUAUUCAGCUACAAUAUUCACAGCCAUUGUGGGGUUAUUUUGUUCAUUUAUUUGUUUUUUAAAUUAAGCAAGUUCAGGGGGAAAUGAAAGAAUAGAUGGAAGUGAUAAGUGUUACCUCAAAUGCAUAUUUGGGUUUCAUUGUAUGUGUGGCAAGUAGGAUUUUGUAGAGUCAAGUAUGGAUUGAGCCCAGGGUUAAUGACUCCAAUGUUUUGGAGUUCAGUCCUCACAAAAAUCAAAAAAUGAGUCUCCUUAGGUAUAUCUUAACUAUACCUACCUUCCUCUUGCGUUGUCUUUGAAUUGUAUGAGCGAUAGUUUGGAGUGCUAACAAUAUGUAACAAUAACACUGUUCCUUGCCACUUCUUGCUAGGAUUGAUUUCUGUUUGCAUAUUUGCAUUUCUAAGGACCAAAUAAUUCUGCAUAGUGUAAUUCUUAGCUGUCACAGAUCCGUGAGCCAUAUUCCGAGUAAUAAAUGAAGCCUUUUACUUAAAAGUAUGUGGUAAUGCUGUUACAGCUUAUUCUUCUGGGACAUAAUACAUUUUAAAAAUAAUAAACACAUCAGUUUAUACUUGCAUACUCACGCUAUAAAAUUUUGUC